UGUCGUCUUUUCUGCUUAUAUCUUAGGCAAAUCUGAUUUCAAAAAAAAAAGAAAAAAAAAAAGAAAAAAAGAAUGAGUGACGGGAGGAUGAAAAAGAGUGUGAACGGAGGAGCACCGGCGCAAACAAAUCCUGAUGAUCGGAGAUCUAGUGUUCCGGAGCUCGAAGCGGCAGGGAAGCGAGCUGUGAUAAAGAGUGCUGAUAUGAAAGAGGAUAUGCAGAAGGAGGCUAUCGAGAUCGCUAUUGCCGCAUUUGAGAAGAACAGUGUGGAGAAGGAUAUAGCUGAGAAUAUAAAAAAGGAGUUUGACAAGAAACAUGGUGCUACUUGGCAUUGCAUUGUUGGUCGCAACUUUGGUUCUUAUGUAACACACGAGACAAACCAUUUCGUUUACUUCUACCUCGACCAAAAAGCUGUUCUCCUCUUCAAGUCCGGUUAAGAACUCCGAAACCAAGAAAGCUUCGCAUCGUUGAAAAAAAAGUAAAAAACAAAUUGGGAUGUUAAAUCGCAUUAUUGUCAUCACGUUGUAGUUAGUUACUUGUGUUCUACGUAUGUAUGUGUUCGUUUUUAAGGCUUGCACCAAGUAUAAACCCCUAAACUGAAUGUACAUUCGAUUUUAAAACUCCCGUUUUCAGAAAAACUGGAUUUUUUUCCGGUUUGUGGUUGCUGCUUGUUCCUCA
Molecule: messenger RNA, 676 nt
Organism: Eruca vesicaria subsp. sativa (arugula)
Lineage: Eukaryota; Viridiplantae; Streptophyta; Magnoliopsida; Brassicales; Brassicaceae
Source: the annotation of a GenBank genome assembly